AUGGGCUACGCCUGCAAGAGCCACAGCCAGGAAGCACGGGACUACCUGGAUGAGCUCAAGCUGGCCGUGGCCUGGGACCGCGUGGACAUCGCCAGGAGCGAGAUCUUCAACGGGGACGUGGAGUGGAAGUCCUGUGACCUGGAGGAGGUGAUGAUGGACGCGCUGGUGAGUGACAAGCCCGAGUUUGUGCGACUCUUUGUGGACAACGGCGCUGACGUGGGGGACUUCCUGACGUACGGGCGGCUUCAGCAGCUCUACCGUUCCGCGCCCCCCAAGAGCCUGCUCUUCGACCUGCUGCAGCGCAAGCACGAGGAGGGCCGGCUGACACUGGCCGGCCUGGGCGCCCAGCAGGCCCGCGAGCCGCCCGUGGGCCUGCCCGCCUUCUCCCUGCACGAGGUCUCCCGCCUGCUCAAGGACUUCCUGCACGACGCCUGUCGCGGGCUCUACCAGGAGGCUGACGGUCCUGUCCUCCAGGAACGGGGACCGGCCAGGCGGCCCGAGGGCCGGAAGUGGCUGCUGGAUCUGAACCGAAAGAGCGAGAACCCCUGGAGGGACCUGUUCCUCUGGGCCGUGCUGCAAAACCGACAGGACAUGGCCACCUACUUCUGGGCCAUGGGCCAGGAGGGGGUGGCCGCCGCUCUGGCCGCCUGCAAGAUCCUCAGAGAGAUGUCGCGCCUGGAGACCGGGGCGGGGGUGCACUGCACCGUGAGCGAGGCCAAGUACGAGCAGCUGGCCCUGGGUCUCUUCUCCGAGUGCUACAGCAACAGCGAGGACCGUGCGUUCGCCCUGCUGGUGCGCAGGAACCGCUGCUGGAGCAGGACCACCUGUCUGCACCUGGCCACCGAGGCCGACACCAAGGCCUUCUUUGCCCACGAUGGGGUGCAGGCCUUCCUGACCAAGAUCUGGUGGGGGGACAUGGCAUCGGGCACGCCCAUCCUGCGGCUGCUGUGUGCCUUCCUCUGCCCGGCCCUCAUCUACACCAACCUCAUCACCUUCAGCGAGGAGGUCCCGCUGAGGACGGGCCCCGAGGGCCUGCAGGAGCUGGACAGCCUGGACACGGAGAAGAGCCUGCUCUGCAGCCCGGGCAGCGGGCUGGAGGAGUUGGCUGAGGCACCAAGGGCUCAGGGCGACCGAGGGCCGCGUGCUGCCUUCCUGCUCACACGCUGGCGCAUGUUCUGGGGCGCGCCCGUGACCGUGUUCCUGGGGAACGUGGUCAUGUACUUUGCCUUCCUCUUCCUGUUCACCUACGUCCUGCUGGUGGACUUCAGGCCACCUCCUCAGGGGCCAUCUGGGCCUGAGGUCACCCUCUACUUCUGGGUCUUUACACUGGUGCUGGAAGAGAUCCGGCAGGGAUUCUUCACAGACGAGGACACACAUCUGGUGAAGAAGUUCACACUCUACGUGGAAGAUAACUGGAACAAGUGUGACAUGGUGGCCAUCUUCCUGUUCAUUGUCGGUGUCACCUGCAGGAUGGUGCCCUCCAUGUUUGAGGCGGGCCGCACAGUCCUUGCCGUUGACUUCAUGGUGUUCACGCUCCGACUCAUCCACAUCUUCGCCAUCCACAAGCAGCUGGGCCCCAAGAUCAUCAUCGUGGAGCGCAUGAUGAAGGACGUCUUUUUCUUCCUCUUCUUCCUGAGCGUGUGGCUUGUGGCCUAUGGCGUGACCACGCAGGCGCUGCUGCACCCCCACGACGGGCGCCUGGAGUGGGUCUUCCGCCGCGUGCUCUACCGGCCCUACCUGCAGAUCUUCGGGCAAAUCCCCCUGGACGAGAUCGAUGAAGCCCACGUGAACUGCUCCCUGCACCCCCUGCUGCAGGAGGACUCCCCCUCCUGCCCGAACCUCUAUGCCAACUGGCUGGUCAUCCUCCUGCUAGUCACCUUCCUGCUGGUCACCAACGUGCUACUCAUGAACCUGCUGAUCGCCAUGUUCAGCUAUACGUUCCAGGUGGUGCAGGGCAAUGCCGACAUGUUCUGGAAGUUCCAGCGCUAUCACCUCAUCGUGGAGUACCACGAGCGCCCUGCCCUGGCGCCGCCCUUCAUCCUCCUCAGCCACCUGAGCCUGGUGCUCAAGAGGUUCUUCCAGAAGGCGGCCGGGCAGAAGCGGAAGCACCUGGAGAGAGACUUGCCGGAGCCCCUGGACCAGAAGAUGGUCACCUGGGAGGCAGUUCAGAAGGAGAACUACCUGAGUAAGCUGGAGAAGCAGAAGAAGGACAGCGAGGAGGAGGUGCUGCGGAAAACCGCCCACAGGGUGGAGUCUGUAGCCCAGUACCUCGGGGGGCUGAGAGAGCAAGAAAAGCGCAUCAAGCGUUUGGAGUCACAGAUCAACUACUGCGCGGUGCUCCUGUCCUCCAUGCCCCCGCCGUCCUCCAUGCCCCCGCCAUCCUCUGGGGCUCGGAACGGCGCCUACUGCAGUAAGUGUGCAUCCGGGGAAGACACAGCUGAGGAAGGGGCACAGGCUGGCCCAGGGACAGGCGGAGGACUGUCACGCUGUGCCCUGUCAUCUGCCUUCCCGUCCUGGGAGAGGACUGGCCCAGGCCUCGAUGGCCCACAGCUGGUGACAUCUUAG
This is a messenger RNA of Leptonychotes weddellii (Weddell seal), 2565 nucleotides long. The record is from RefSeq and is a predicted model, not a curated record. Lineage: Eukaryota; Metazoa; Chordata; Mammalia; Carnivora; Phocidae.